Sinocyclocheilus grahami is the source of this 1256-nucleotide messenger RNA. RefSeq names its product protein unc-80 homolog. Gene Ontology annotation, cellular component: cation channel complex; axon. Gene Ontology annotation, molecular function: monoatomic cation channel activity. Gene Ontology annotation, biological process: monoatomic cation homeostasis. The record is from RefSeq and is a predicted model, not a curated record. The annotation marks the transcript as partial. Lineage: Eukaryota; Metazoa; Chordata; Actinopteri; Cypriniformes; Cyprinidae. The transcript has 8 exons.
GUGUUUUCUAGAAAGUUGGAAGAGAUUGGCCGAGUUCUGUUCAUCAUCUCGCUUACCCAGCGUAUGCCUGCCAUGCACAAACAAUCCCAUGUCUCCAUGCUUCAGGAAGACCUUCUGCGACUGCCAUCAUUUCCUCGCUCUGCCAUUGAUGCUGAGUUUACACUUUUCAAUGAGCCUCUAGGCAAAGAGCUCUUUGGUUUGGACACUUUACACAAGGUCCUAUGGAUCAAACUGCUGGAGGAGAUGUUUCUGGGCAUGCCCAGUGAAUACCCUUGGGGUGAUGAGAUUAUGUUAUUUCUGAAUGUGUUUAAUGGUGCACUGCUCCUACACCCCGAGGACAGCGCUCUCCUCAGGCAAUACAGCGCCACUGCCAUCAACACAGCUACUGCAGAUUCCCUGGAUGCUCUGGAGCUGGUGAAGGCUGAGAAACCCCUACGCUCUCUGGAUUUUUGCUAUGGUAAUGAGGACCUGGCAUUUUCGAUCAGUGAAGCCAUUAAGCUCUGUGUUACAGUGGUUGCUUAUGCCCCAGAAUCCUACCGAAGUCUGCAGAUGCUGAUGGUUCUUGAGGCUUUAGUUCCGUGUUACCUGCAGAAGAUGAAGAGUAACAUACAGACUCUGGAGUCGGCGUCUGCAGCAAGGGAUGAGAUCGCUGCCAUAGCUGCUCUGGCCACCUCUCUGCAGGCUCUGCUCUACAGCGUGGAGGCAUUGACACGACCUAUGACUGCACCUCAGAUGAGUCGAUGUGAUCAAGGCCACAAGGGAGCAACUACAGCCAACCACGCCAUGUCUGGAGGACCAAAUACCAGGGAUAACCUGCACCUGCUGGAGGAGGGUCAGGGAAUACUGAGGGAGGAACUGGAUGAGCGUAUCGCCCGUGAAGAGUUCCGUCGCCCCCGUGAGUCUCUGCUUAACAUCUGUACAGAGUUCUACAAGCACUGUGGUCCGCGUCUCAAAAUCCUGCAGAAUGUGGCAGGAGAACCCAGAGUCACUGCUCUAGAACUGCUGGAUAUCAAAUCUCAUAUGAGAUUGGCAGAAAUCGCCCACUCCCUUCUCAAAUUGGCCCCGUAUGACACACUGACCAUGGAAAGCCGAGGACUGCGCCGCUACAUCACAGAAAUGUUACCCAUCACUGAUUGGUCAGCAGAGGCAAUUCGUCCUGCUCUCAUCCUCAUUCUAAAGAGGCUGGACCGCAUGUUUAACAAGAUUCAUAAGAUGCCCACACUCAGGUGCGUUCAUCCUCAGGCUCUGUGCACCAG